This is a messenger RNA of Clunio marinus, 2142 nucleotides long. NCBI's taxonomy places the organism in Eukaryota, Metazoa, Arthropoda, Insecta, Diptera, Chironomidae. The record is from the annotation of a GenBank genome assembly.
CAAGAAGCCGAAAACCGAAUUACUCAAUAAUUAUAGUUUUUGUUGAAACAGAACAUAUAAAAACAUUGAAAAUGUCUCAAAUACCAAGACGAACAAGUGAAUUUCAAGUUUCUUCAACCAGAAAGAGCGGAAAUCCAAGAGUUAGUAGAAUUGCUCAAGCUGCAGGUGGAUCAGCGAUGCGACCCGGACAAAGCCGUGCAUCAGCUACACCGUCUAUGGGUAGAGCUACGCCACUUCGAACUCCCUGCCGAUCGAACUCAAAAGAUCGAAACACAAUGGUUCCAAUGACAGCAGAAAAAGAAAAAGUUCCAACUGACGACAGAGCUUUUAUCAAUAAUAAAACAGCUCAAGUUCUCGAAGAACUUACAAAAAUUGAUGGAUUUAACGAUUUAAUACAAAAAGGACUUAAAUCGAUGACUCAUAAACAGUUCAUCAUGAUAAUUAAACACUUCUUGAAACCGUUUGGAAAUAUUCAAAUCGACGGUACAAACUAUACUGAUGUCGUGUAUAAUUUUCUAUUGAGCAUGGAUUAUCCAUAUAACAUCAAUAAAUCAUCUUUAAAGACCCCAUCAGCUCCGCACUGCCAUGGUAACAUUGUCGUGCUUUUAGCUUGGCUUGCAGAUUUUUCAGCUUGUAAUGAAGAUCCAGAAAUUGAAUAUGAAUACUCCGAAGACUUCAGCGCUCCAAAUAUUGCUGAAAAUUUUAUGAAUACCACAGCAAAGGCAUUCACUUUAUGGAACAAUCAGCAAGAAGCAGAAUCUGAAGUUGUUCUUGAUGAAAUGCGACAAGCUUUUGUCGACGAGACUGUUGGACCUGGUGAGGAUCUUGAUACAGAACUUGAUCGUUUGAAAAGCGAUAUUAAAGAUCUUAAUCGUAAUACGAAACCUGUGAGUGUUCAGGAGGUAUAUAAACAGCGAAAAGAAGAAUUAAAAGCUUUGGAGGAACAAACCGAAGAAUUAAAGCGAAUCAAUCAUGAACUUUCAGAAAGAAAUAAUGUCAUCCAAAAUGAAAUCAAACUUAAGUACAAUGAAAGUCAGAAAGUUUCUUUUAAUUUGAAAAAAGUUCGACAAGCUUUGAUGAACCAAAAAUUAUCAACAGAACAGAAAAAUGAACUUCUGAUCGAUAUAUCAAAACUUAAAACUGUUUUGUUAAGUAAGAAAGAAGCAGCAAAAAAAUUGAAAGAAAUCGGCAGCGAAAAUGAUAUUGAAAUUGCAAAUCUCAUUGGAAAAAAAUUCCAGUUGAUUGAAUCAUUGAAUAAUUUAAUUUUCAUAUUGGCAAGCAAUUUAAAUCUUGCUGGCAUGCAAGAUUCAUUCGAUCCUGCAGCCUAUGUUAUUAAAACAAAAAAAAUUACUCAGAACGGCGAGUUAUUUAAAGAACUAAAAUUGUUGAAGGAAGGAUUGGAAGACCUCACCGAAAAAUACAGAAAAAUUGAAAGAAAUGUUAAUCAAGAUCAGAUAAAUCUCGUUGAUGAAAAACAUCGCUUGGCGUUGGGAAAUUCAACACAGCUAAAUGAUUUGAGAUCAAAAUUCGAACAAGUAGAGAUGAAAGAGAAGAAAUUGGAAGAAGAAUUGAAUCGAUGGGAAAGCACCUUGCAAGAAAUGCUUAAAAGCAGUGAUGCUGAAAUCAGUGAGAUAGAGUCAAAUAUUUCAAUUCAAAAUUCUAAUAUCAGUGAAUGUGAAACAUUGAACGCUCAAAUUUUCAAUAAUAUCAAAGAUUUCAAAGAGAAAUCUAUAAUCCAGUGCAAGGAUAUUUACGAACAGAGAAAGAAAGAAGCCGAAGAUAAACGAAAGCGAUUGAAUGAAAUUAAUCAGCUCUUGGAAAAAUUCAAAAAAGCUCAAGCAGUUUUUCCUGACACUGUUCAAGAAGUUAUCGAUGACGUCUUAGAGAAGCGCAAGGAAAAGGAUAAUAGUUCAAACAUUUAAUAAUUAUAUUUGAUAAGUUAAAGAAUUUAAAUAUCGUACAAUCCUAGUGAUAUUUCAGAGGAAUUAAUAAUCUUUAAAUAUUUUUAAUCCAAAAAGGAAGAAUAAAACAUAAAUACGAAUUCGUGGUAAAAUAUUCAAAACUAUCUGUUAAUGAAAUAAAAUUGAAUUCAAACUCACAGAAUAUUUUUAUGAAAAACUUUUAUUUAUGAUGCCAUAAGCU